Molecule: messenger RNA, 3201 nt
Organism: Suillus clintonianus
Lineage: Eukaryota; Fungi; Basidiomycota; Agaricomycetes; Boletales; Suillaceae
Product: glycosyltransferase family 8 protein
Exons: 3
Coding region: 1-2829 (942 amino acids)
Cellular component (GO): cytoplasm
Molecular function (GO): glycosyltransferase activity
Source: RefSeq, a predicted model, not a curated record
AUGUCCACUCAUUUCGCUUUCGUGACUCUCGUAACUUCAGAUUCCUAUCUCCCAGGCGCACUCGCCGUUUUGGGUGCUUUGAAGGAUGUGCAUCAGACUCAACCUCAUGAGGUCAAGUACGACACAGUGUGCAUGGUCACACCAGAAACCCUUGAUAUCACCACCAUCAAACUGCUUAGAAAAACAUACGAUAUUGUCAUUGGUGUUGAGGUCAUAGGCCAGUCCGAUCCUGCUGGACUAUAUCUACUGGGACGCCCAGACCUUGAUACGGUCCUAACGAAACUACACGUAUUCCGCCUCACGCAGUACUUCAAGGUAAUAUUCCUUGAUGCGGAUGUUCUCCCCUUGCGCCCCCUGUCCCACCUGUUCCACCUUGACCACGAGUUCUCUGCGGUACCUGACGUAGGAUGGCCCGAUAUAUUCAACUCGGGUGUAAUGGUACUUACUCCUGGUGAAGAUAAGUUCAAGGAGCUUCAAGAACUUCUAAAAACAAAUGGAAGUUGGGAUGGCGGCGAUCAAGGUAUCUUGAACGAGUGGAGGGGAGACAACUGGAAUAGGCUUAGCUUCACUUACAACACGACCCCUACAGCUGCUUAUACGUAUGCCCCUGCAUACGAACGGUUCGGUUCCCAAAUAUCGGUGGUGCAUUUCAUCGGACCUAAUAAACCUUGGCAUUCCAUUCCUUAUCGCGCCCCAGGAUCCUCCACCCAAGUACCAUCUGAGAAGAUGGAACAGCAGUCUCCAGAGUCAGAGCUAGCAACGCAACCUCAACAAGCCUACGAUUAUGGUUCACUCGUCGAUAGGUGGUAUGGUGUUUAUGACAAGCACUUUCGAUCAAAACCCAUCUCAUCGGAUCUCGAGGUUCCUGUCAGCAAAUACGUCUCUGCAUGGGAAGAUGAGACGAAUACCCGUGCAGGGGUAGAGUCUGCAGGCACAUCGAGUGGAGGUCCACUUGGUCUCGACGUCUUACGUCGUUUGGCUCUUCAGGGCAUGGGUGUGAUGGGCUUCCGUUCUAGUGAUCGAUCGAAAGGAGAGGGCGAGUACAAGAGCAUGCCCCUUGAGGGGCGUUUGGAUCUUAUGAGGCCACGCCUCCCGAAGCAGAAGAAACCUGAGGAGAAUGAUCCUCACCAGUCUGCCACUGAGCCUGCUGAUUCGAUCAUCAGCGAGGCAGUCGCUGAACCCACAACACCCGUUCGACAGAUAGUGUCGUUAUCAUUGGAUUCACCCGUGAGAUGGGCUACAUUGCCAACUCCAAAUAUCGAUGAGGUGCCUCCUGCGCCACAAGCGCGCCUGCUAUCUCUCCCUCCAACACCCCUCCACUUUGUCUCCCCGCCCUCCAAACCAGUUGUGCGCGGAAAUCAACCAAAGUCGCCCCUUUCGUUGCAAGAACGAAGGAUGGAGCGAUCGCGCCCUACUUCCCCACCCCUUCUCUCAUGGAAUGCUGCGGUCGAAGCGCCUCCAAAAACGAUUGCUACUCCCUCCGCACUUCCAAGAGACACUUAUUUCCCGAAUGCCUGGGACGAUUCUCCCACCAGAAACAAAGAUCCUGCAUCAUCAUCAAGGUCGUCCUCGAGCACGUCCUCUGAGACAGAUGCAACGAGCACAGAAGUUAGCCCCGUCCAGGCAGACCCAUCACCUCAAACACUCUUCAGCCCACCACCUGUACCAGAGAUUCCUCAGAUGCUUCUCCAGCUGGGGCACUACCGCAAUGUCACUGGGCCUUCCUCUGGGGGUGGCACCGCGCCGCCCACCCCUGACCGCACCAAGGUGAAACGCGUCUUCCCGUGGGAGGAGCGCCCUCGUGUUGCUCCUGCACGUGUAUUCCCAGAAGGCGAGCCCCGCCCACAAGGGUUGAUGUUCUUACAGUCCCCGCCUCGUUCUGCUGCACUUCCAUCUACUCCUGAGCGCAAGCUGAGCAGGGAGUUUGGAGCGCACCAGCCGAUGCCCUCGCCGUUAGCAGGUUUCCCAUCAUUGACAUCUGCGAAUAUGUGGGAUGCCGUUCCUGGCAUCCACAAGUUUGCUUCGAAGCUUGCGCGCCCUCCAGGGCCCACUCCCCUAGCAACCGCAUUCGAAAACCCAAAGAAACCCUGGGAGGAGAAGUCAGAAGCCAGCAGUCAUGAUGGUGAUGUAGAGGAUGAGAUGGACUCCGAUGAGGACGAGGGCAAGCAGACAGUGACAGAGGUACGAUCUCGCAGUUCUAGCAUCGCAACCGCUGGGAAGAAAUACCAAUCAUUUGGAGUGCAGACGGAUGUGAAGGAAAUGUGCAGCCAGAGUGUGCAGGUUGUUGCAGAGGAGGAUGUCGGUGCAAAGCGGUCAUUGAGGGCGCGCAAGCCUAGCGGAUCGACGAAGAAGCAGUGGCACCCUUCAUCAAGUCUCAGGGUGUUGCCGCCCGCAAUGGAUGUUGCUGCGGGUGCUGAGCCGAGUAGCUUGUUGUCCCCUGCUAUCUCGCAAGUGUCAACGCCGCGAUUUUCCGUUACUGCUGUAGCGGAAGACACUGAUGGAAUGAUUCCUUCGGCUGUGAUGGGUUCUCCGGGGACACCGCCUCCGCAGACGCCCGGACAGCCAGGCGAAACAACGCCGAGAGCAGGAAGGAGUACAACAUCGAGUCCACUGUCGUCCCCUUCUCGACUGUUCUCCAGUGAAUCCCCGACUUCAUCAUCUCUAGGACCUGCAUCACCGUACGAAGGGCGGUCUCCUGGUACUCCUUCUCGAGCAUCCCGUGUCUGGGAUCCUGCUCGAGGCGUAGACCUCUUCAAACGUGGCUCGGAAGAGGUGCUUGCUCGAUUCCUGAAGAUCAGCUCACGAGAGGAGCCCACACGUCGGAUAUAAUGAGUUCCAAGUAUUACGUAUCUGUUAUGAACUUUCUCUUUUCAUGUUCUACGUUUUAUUGAUCACGGACAGAAUCUCUCUCAUUUUUUUCCUCCUGUACGAUCAUGCGAAGUCUCUGUAUACCCGCAACCUUUCUUGUUUCCUUUAUUCAUUAUCGUCCUUCGUCACUUUCUGUUCAAAUUUAUUUAGCAUCCGCAAUGCAUAGCUGCUAAUCAUUCACCGUGGUUCACGAGUCCCUGUGAGCGCUAGCUGUCAGUGCUGCAAAUCUUAGGCACGGUUCUCUAACUUUAGAGUCGAACGACAAAAGCUCAAAUAUGCAUUUCUGGACAGAAUUAGCUGAAAAUCGUACGAGCCCAGUGGCGAAAACCUUUG